AUGAACGAGCUUGAGAAAUAUAAGCGUCAAAUUUCAUUAUGGGGAAAAGAACAUCAGGAUAUUUUAAUGAGUAGUUGUGUUUGUUUUUUAGGAAGUGAUUUAAUAAUUUUUGAAAUUUGUAAAGGUUUAUUAUUGAGUGGAGUACAUAACUUAACAAUUAUAGACGAUCAAAAGGUUGGUGAGAAUGAUUUAAAAUAUUAUAUGUUGAACAAUUCAAGUAAAUUACAUAAAUAUAAAUGUAAUAUAAUAAAAGAGAACUUGAUAAAUAUAAAUAAAAAUGCAAAUAUAAAAUGUGUUAUUAAUAAUCCUAUUGAUUAUUUUUAUAAUAAUAUAAUGAAUGAUAAUAAUUAUGAUAUAUUGAUAUGUAACUUGUCUGUAAAAAAUAAUUUAAAAAUUGAAAAAGUGUGUAGAAAAUAUAAUAAAAAAAUAAUUACUUGUAAUGUUACUAAUGUUAUAGGGUAUUUAAAUAUAAGAAUAGGAAAGCAUAUAUAUAUGGGGAAAAAACAACCAAACAAAUUAAGUUGUAAUGAUAGUACAUAUUCCUUUUCUUAUUAUUACAACAUAGCUUUAUCGUUAUAUGACGACUUAAAGGAAUAUAUAAAUGAUGUAGAUUAUUUAAAUUUUCAAACAAAUAAUGAAUUAAGUAAAAUAUUAUUUUUAGCAAAAAUUUAUCAUAACUUUUCUUAUGAAAUUAAUGAGACAAUAAGAUCUGAAAAAAUAAUAAAAUGUGUUAAAGACAAAAUAAAAUUAACAAAUAUAAGUUAUGGAAAUUUGAAUAAGGUAGACUAUUUUAUUUAUUUAUUGAAUAUUAAAAAAAGAAUAAAAUUCAUUUUACAAAAUAAUAAUUAUAUAACUAAUGAAGGGUGUAAUAACCAUAUAUAUUUAUUUUUAAUUAUCUAUAAAAGUUUUAUAAAAAAAAAAAAAUAUAUGCCAUAUUUAUACAAUGGCAAUAAUGAUGGAAGUAAAAAUGUAGAACCAUUUCGAGGAAUAAACGAGAUUAAAACUAUUUUGAAAAAAAGAAAAUAUGAGGAUGAAAAAGAGAUUAAAUUUUUAAUUAUAAAAAAAAAAAAAAAAUAUAACUUUAAAAAGGAUUUUGAAAUUUCUCAUUUUGUCUAUUUAUUUUCAAAUUUUUUUUACAUAAAUUUUGUUGAUAGUGAAGAGAGGGUCAAUAAAAACCAAACAUUGAUGGAAAACUUUUUGUAUUUUUAUUAUUUACACAGUGUUUCAUGUAAUCAUGAUAAUAGUUUAGGUAGCAGUUUAAAUGAUAAUGGGGAUUGUUCCUCAGACGGGUUGAGGGAAGAGCACAGCUUAGCAAGCAGUGAACUACUACUUUGCAAUGACAAAAAGGACUUGCUAAACUUUGGGAGGCACACCCAUUUUAAUAACAUAAAAAAGGGAGAAGUAGAAGAGGAAGUAGUAAAACAAAAUUGUAAUGAUAAAGAUGGCACAUUUUUAUUUUUCAAAAUGGAUAAUCAAAAAUUACGAAGCAUGUCUUAUAUUGAUGUUAAUGUUAAUACGUUAUUGGAAAAAAUAAAAAUUAGUAAUAAAUUAUUUGAAGAUUUAGAUAAGCUUAAACAUGUUUCUUCUAACUAUUUAACUACAAUUAUGUCAGGAUUAAUAACCCAGGAAGUUAUAAAAAUAUGCUCAAUAUAUUUAAAGCCACAUAUAAAUUAUUAUUUUAUAAAAACAAGUUCCUUACAAUUUAUGCAUAGUGUGUAUGGAUAUAUUUUAAUAAAAACAUGUAUUUCAAAUAGUCAAAGAGUUUGUAAAGAUUGA
Plasmodium vinckei vinckei is the source of this 1776-nucleotide messenger RNA. Its product is annotated as ubiquitin-activating enzyme E1, putative. The coding region runs from base 1 to 1776 and encodes 591 amino acids. Gene Ontology annotation, molecular function: SUMO activating enzyme activity. The transcript is spliced from 2 exons. Lineage: Eukaryota; Apicomplexa; Aconoidasida; Haemosporida; Plasmodiidae. The record is from RefSeq and is a predicted model, not a curated record. Gene Ontology annotation, biological process: protein sumoylation. Gene Ontology annotation, cellular component: cytoplasm; SUMO activating enzyme complex.